AAACUGUACAACUUCCUUCUCACAAAAAAGAAGCUGUACAACUUCCUUCUCACAAAAAAGAAGCUGUACAACUUCCUUCUGACAAAAAAGAAACUAUACAACUCCCUUCUCACAAAAAGGAAACUAUACAGCUCCCUUUUCGCAAAAAAGAAACAGAAAAAGAUCCUGUAGAUGUUCCGAAAAAUCCAAUAUUUGUUCCUUAUCCUUCUUUAGAAAGUCGUUCUCGAAAACGGCAUUCAGAAUCCCGUUUUCCUAGUUAG
Molecule: messenger RNA, 260 nt
Organism: Cetraspora pellucida
Lineage: Eukaryota; Fungi; Glomeromycota; Glomeromycetes; Diversisporales; Gigasporaceae
Source: the annotation of a GenBank genome assembly